AGGGGUUGUGUGUGUUGAGGGUGGCCCCAGCCCGGAGCUAAGAGCCCAGAUUCAGGCCCUGGCAAGAUGGGAGGGGCCCGGGAGGAGUGGCAAGUGAGGGCUAAUCAUCUUGUAUUGAGAGACAACGGAAGAGGGUAGCUUCCCCCUCCUCCAGGAUCGGGGAGGCACUGGACCCUGGAGAGGACCCAGGGCUGGUCUGCGGGUGCAGCCUCACCCCAAGACACCAUGGCAGCCCACACAGAGCCAUCGCAUGCAUCACCAGUUCUCCAAAAGGCAGCUCAUGCUCUUAGAGUACACACCUCCAGCAUCUGUGCAUCACAACACUCGGUCCGGUGGUGGCCCUGCUCCUACACACAUCAGGACCUGGGCCUUGAGGGGACCCUCCUCACUGACAUCCUCUACAGAGAUGUGGCCUUCCUCAACCUGGUCGACCCCAUCUCCCAUGACCUGCUUGUGAACCCAGCCACCACCCCUGCCUCCACCUGGGACUCCACAGCUGCUGAGCUGGGACCUGAACCCCAGGCCUGCUGCGCCAGGUGACCCACCACCCGCCUGGCUCAUUGCUACUGACUUGUGAUGCUCUCAAGCACAUGGUAGUGGGCAAUGAAGGUCAAGGAGGACUCACAGGCCCCCAGAGAUCCAGUGCAAAUGCUCAGCCUGAGAUUAAGGGGACAGAAGGAGAAUGGACUCAUAGGAGGCCAGGAGGCCAGCCCCGGCUAGAGGCUCAGGCUUCCCUCAGUGGGAGGAGCCCCAACACCCAUAGUGUGGACCCCGCAAUAAAGAGUGACACCCGCC
Molecule: messenger RNA, 795 nt
Organism: Cercocebus atys (sooty mangabey)
Lineage: Eukaryota; Metazoa; Chordata; Mammalia; Primates; Cercopithecidae
Product: leucine-rich repeat-containing protein 75B-like
Exons: 2
Coding region: 226-540 (104 amino acids)
Source: RefSeq, a predicted model, not a curated record